AUAAAAAAUGUUGGUGGACCCCUAGCUGUAGUAUCAGUUUACAAGGUAGUUUGAGUGAAAGAUGGGAAGCUUCUGGACACUGCUCUCGUCAGCAUUGCUACUUGCCACAGUCUCAGUUUCAGGGCAAGAAAGCCCCGUUGUACCAGGAGGAGUCCCUCCUCCUCCUCUACCCCCUGCUGCUGCAGCCCCUCUUCCUGUCCCGGCAAGUUCAGCUCCAGUUGGAGUAGGCGCUCAGCCUGCACUUCCACCUACCCCUGCUGCUCCAGUAGCAGCACCAGGAUUAGUGGCACCAGCAGCAGCUUCAGUUCCAGCACCUACUCCACCAGCCCCAGCCCCAGCUGAGUCUGCUGCGGCAGCAAAUGGUGCGAUACCAGCUGCACCUCCAAGUGUCCCACCCGCUGGAGUAGUUUCUAAUGGAGUAAGUGAGACACGAGAUCAGCUAGACUUAACAGAUCUAUCCAAGCUUGAAGAAGUCCUGGCGGAGAAACUUCCUCUUUCAUCCCCUGUUCAAGGGGAAGUUACUAAACCUGAUGAUAUCAACAGAUUACUUAGUUCAUCUCGGGUUCAGGAAGAACCACAGGAGGUUGCACCGUUCCGGGUUGGAAAAACUACAAACCCUGAGAGCGAGGAGGGUCGACUUGAAAAACCGGGGGAUACAGCAGAUGCUGUGAUGUCUGCCCAUUCAGUGAUGGAGGAAACAGGAAUAGGCGCAGGAGAAGGGGAAACAGGUAAAGCAGCAGAAACAGGAGCAAAAGAAGGCGGAGAAACAGGACAAGACGAUGAUUUAGUGGCUAGCAGGGUCCAAGAAGCUGCUCUGGAUGAUAAACUAGGAAUGGAGCUGCUGGGUAUUGUCGAACAAAUUCAGGACAUGCAGAAGGAGGUAGCUGAUGCACUGAAAGACGAAUAAAAAAAAC
This is a messenger RNA of Eurytemora carolleeae, 914 nucleotides long. Its product is annotated as skin secretory protein xP2. Bases 62 to 907 code for a protein of 281 amino acids. The record is from RefSeq and is a predicted model, not a curated record. The transcript is spliced from 11 exons. NCBI's taxonomy places the organism in Eukaryota, Metazoa, Arthropoda, Copepoda, Calanoida, Temoridae.